CUGAAUCGUAGUCAAGAAUGUUAAUGACGUCAGUAUCUUCGUAGUAAAGGUAGAAAUUUGUAAAGUGGUGUAAGUUCAGCACAUUUGUUAAGUUUUUUACGUUUUGUACGAGAUAAUAGAAAUUAGUUUGAUUGAAAAAUGUCAACUCCAGCACGUAGAAGACUUAUGAGAGAUUUUAAAAGAUUACAAGAAGACCCUCCUGCUGGGGUUAGUGGAGCACCAACAGAUAACAAUAUUAUGAUGUGGAAUGCUGUUAUAUUUGGGCCACAUGAUACUCCAUUUGAAGAUGGUACUUUUAAGUUAACUUUAGAAUUUACAGAAGAAUAUCCUAAUAAACCAGCAACUGUUAGAUUUGUUUCAAAAAUGUUUCAUCCAAAUGUUUAUGCAGAUGGGAGUAUCUGUCUAGAUAUAUUACAAAAUCGUUGGAGUCCAACUUACGACGUUUCUGCAAUAUUAACAUCAAUACAGUCAUUACUUGAUGAACCCAAUCCAAAUAGUCCUGCAAACAGUCUAGCAGCCCAGCUCUAUCAAGAAAACAGACGAGAAUAUGAAAAGAGAGUAGCUGCUAUUGUAGAACAGAGCUGGUUAAAUUUUGGAGAUGAUGAUGAUAAAGAAGAAAAACAAUCUUAGAAAAUAAUAAUUGUGUAAUGAAUGAAUGUAAAGAAUCUCCUUCCUGUUU
This is a messenger RNA of Centruroides sculpturatus (bark scorpion), 679 nucleotides long. Its product is annotated as ubiquitin-conjugating enzyme E2 A-like. Gene Ontology annotation, molecular function: ubiquitin conjugating enzyme activity. Gene Ontology annotation, cellular component: HULC complex. The record is from RefSeq and is a predicted model, not a curated record. The transcript has 5 exons. Bases 139 to 630 code for a protein of 163 amino acids. Gene Ontology annotation, biological process: protein polyubiquitination; DNA repair; proteasome-mediated ubiquitin-dependent protein catabolic process. Lineage: Eukaryota; Metazoa; Arthropoda; Arachnida; Scorpiones; Buthidae.